Messenger RNA from Phytomonas sp. EM1, 825 nucleotides. NCBI's taxonomy places the organism in Eukaryota, Euglenozoa, Kinetoplastea, Trypanosomatida, Trypanosomatidae. The record is from the annotation of a GenBank genome assembly.
UCGCAUUCUUGUUGAGUGAGUGCAUUAGUAAACUUUUGAAACAUAUCAGCAAUCCAUUUGCUGUUCAUAAUCGCCCCAAUGCUUCGUAACAGUUGCUUGGUCGGCGCCCCGUUUAAGAGUGUUUUGCGGCGACAUAAAUUCCAUCCCGAGGGCCUACCGCUGUACAACGAUAUGUCUAAGCAAUGGCUCUGCCGCGAAGGGGAGCGAUGGUGGAUUUUAGAUGCCAGCGGUGAGCAGCUGCCGCGUGUGGCGGCUGUCGCGAGCCAGUACAUGACAGGGCAGCAUAGACCAGACUUCACUCCUGGCAUGCUGACGGGCGAUCACGUUAUUAUUAUCAACAUCAAGGAUGCCGUCAUGACGGGGGAUUCGUGGAUACGGGUACCAAUCACAUGGCAGACGGCUUAUCCGGGCGGUAAGUACCGCGUCCGCCUUUCUGAGAUGUAUGAACGUGAUCCAUGUAUGAUCAUGUGGUGGUACCUGAAGGACGAAGUGAAUAGACAUUUUGUAAGGAAACUCAAAACACGCGUCGCGCCACUCGAAAAGGCAUGGCUGUACGAAGAUAGUAUCCACCCGCAUGCCGACAAAAACCCUCGUCCCCUGAUUUGGAAUGACUUAGAGGUGAAAGGAUGGAAAUAUAGGGACCCGAUGUUUCAGCAACGCUGGAAGCCGAAUCAGUUUAUGUGUUGAUGAAAUUCGCGUUCGUUUCUUUGUUUCGGGUGUGGAUGUAUGGGUAGGUGGGUUUUGCUAUGGGGGAGGUACCUUUGUUGUUCUUUAGAAAAAUAUCGUGUGCUCUCUUCUUGGUUUUGCAUCUUCUACACGGUUACA